Molecule: messenger RNA, 429 nt
Organism: Heterobilharzia americana
Lineage: Eukaryota; Metazoa; Platyhelminthes; Trematoda; Strigeidida; Schistosomatidae
Source: the annotation of a GenBank genome assembly
AUGUUCAUUAAUUUAAUACAACGGUUUAAUCCAUUCAUCAACUCGUCAUCAUUAUUCUUAAAACGAUUAACACGAUUUGAGCAAUCACUGGAAACAAUGCAGGAAUCGAUAAGUCUAUCUAAAACAUUCAAUAUCACAUUAUGUUUAAGUCAUUUAUUGUUAAAAUUGUAUACCCAUUUUCUGCCAAAUUUUAUGCCAACAACGGAUUAUAAUAACUGUAAUAAUAUUUCCAAAUCUGGAAAUCCAAUUCCAGAGGAUGCAGACUUACGGAAUUAUAUAAAGAAUGAGAUUGAUAAGCUUGAUUUCGAUGGAGUUAUUGGAUUUAAUAACUGGAUAAAGCAUGAUGUAAUCGAUAUUCAUGGUAAAUGCUUUCUUCAUUCCUAUUUUUUUGUAUUAAAACGUUUGAAUCAUGGAUUUUCUACGCACUGA